Molecule: messenger RNA, 309 nt
Organism: Echinostoma caproni
Lineage: Eukaryota; Metazoa; Platyhelminthes; Trematoda; Plagiorchiida; Echinostomatidae
Source: the annotation of a GenBank genome assembly
AUGAAAUUGAAAUUGGCUCCAGGAUGCAACCACGUCGAUGAGCAACGUGGAGUGGUAAAUGCUCAAAUGCAUUUCGAUGGGGAUGGAGCAGUGACGAGGUCACAAGAGAACAUCCACUUACACUACUACUACUACUACUACUACUACUACUACUACUACUAUUACUACUACCACUACUACUACUACUACUACUACUACUACUACUACUAUUACUACUAUAACCCCUGCUACUACUACUACAAAUAUCACAAGAAGACCGUCAGGAUGAAUCGGAAAUGGUUUGCUUUCCAGCAAAACUUAUGCUCGUAA